AUGUCGUACUUCCGAAUCACCCUCAUUAGAUCCUCCAUCGGACUCCCGAGUAAAUCAGCCAAUGUCCUGAAAGCGCUAGGCCUGCGCAAGCGCAUGGCCACUGUCUUUCACCCUGUCACUCCCUCCGUUGCAGGUCAGAUUAUGAGAGUGAAAGAGCUGGUUGCAGUGAGAGAAGUCGACAAGGCCUUGACAAGGCAAGAAGUCCACCAGGAAAGAGUACCCGAUGCUGGAUUUUACGUCGAGUCCAGAGCCAGAGAUCAGAAGGAGACUUUCUGA
Messenger RNA from Exophiala aquamarina CBS 119918, 276 nucleotides. RefSeq lists its product as uncharacterized. The coding region runs from base 1 to 276 and encodes 91 amino acids. The transcript has a single exon. Lineage: Eukaryota; Fungi; Ascomycota; Eurotiomycetes; Chaetothyriales; Herpotrichiellaceae. The record is from RefSeq and is a predicted model, not a curated record. Gene Ontology annotation, cellular component: mitochondrion; large ribosomal subunit. Gene Ontology annotation, biological process: translation. Gene Ontology annotation, molecular function: structural constituent of ribosome.